UCAUUGGUGCUAAAGAUCUGGCAACCCUGCUCACAGCCAAAAUACACGCAUCAGGUUCACUGGUUACGAGGGCGGUUUUUUUUUCCUUGCUGCUAAACCAGGGUCCAGCGCCAAUAUCCGUUCUCACAAUGGCAAAAAUAUGCACGAUAUCUGACGAGUCUGACACAUCGGGUGAUCAAGAAGACACCGAGCACAUAGAGGCGUCUCAUUCUGGCCACCAUCUAGCUGUUCAACAGACAUCCCGAGGAGAGCAAAUGGCAAGAAGUAGGAAUUUCUCUAUAAAUGAAGAGGACUUCCAGGAAGCUACUGAUGGGAAAUUCGGAGCUGCUGCUGGAGAAGGAGACUCUUUCCGACGUCGGACUCGCUCAGCACCUCCGGCUUUCUGGGCUGCCAAGAAAUAUGGCAGAGAGCUGAGGAAGAUGAGCGAUGAGUUUGACACCUUACUUGACAAAGGGAUGAAGAGGGUGAGGAGCGCAGGCACAGCCGGUCAGAUGCGCACCUCUUCCAGCUGGUUCAACUUCCUCUGGAGCCACCCAGAGUCAGAAACCGAGACCAUGAACAGCCUGACAGCACAAAACACCCGUCCAGCAGAAUGACAGAUCAGUAGAACACACGACGAGAGAGAGAGAGCGCUCCGGUUACGCCAUAUAUAAAGGAUGAAGAGGAAGCUAUCUGAGCCCGGAGGUUAAGGACUGAUGUGCCGCUUUCAUGGACUGGUUUAAAACCUUCCUCAGUUAGAGGAUAUCAGGACCCUAGACCAUAGAUCUUAGUCUCCAAUAUUACCCGAGAAAAAUACAAACGAUUUUUUUUUCCUGGCUCUGGGAUCCAGUACUGUGGGGAAACUAUGCAAGCUGAUUUGUGAGAAUGACCAGUUUGUGUGACAUUUAGUCAGGACUACUGAAGUAUGAAGAAGGAUGCAAUCACUGCCGUCUUUCAGGGCUGUAGGAAAGGUUUAGAAUGGGUUAAUGAACUCUACACACACAAAAAAAUCAUCAUGUAUUUCAUUUACUUUUUUAACAUUACUUUUAUUACCCCUUUCAAUUCAUACAGCCUUCUAUGAAAGAUUUAGAUGAGUAAAAGUAAUAAUUCAAUAAUUCAAUCAAUCACGAUUAAUUUUUACAAUAAAACAACUGAUCUUUUUAUCCUUUUUUAUCUCUUUAGCGUUAUAAAAGGUGGGUGAAAAGAACUUUGAACAUUUUAUAUAUGUUGUUACAUUCUUCUGCAAUCUAUAUAUUCCUGGAACGUUCUGGACCCUGAGAGCAAUAAAGACCAGUGGGAUUGUUAAAGGACGGAAGAGAUACUAACAGGGCCUUACUUCCACUGAUAUGAUUUGCAAUACUUGAUUUUAAUUUUUUUUUUUUUAAAUACCCUGCUUACAUUUUAGAACCAGUACAAUGUGAAAAUUAAAUCUGAUUUUAUUAAAGAAACCACUGCAA
Hemibagrus wyckioides is the source of this 1436-nucleotide messenger RNA. It is a transcript of the gene badb, whose product is annotated as BCL2 associated agonist of cell death b. The transcript has 4 exons. Gene Ontology annotation, biological process: apoptotic process. NCBI's taxonomy places the organism in Eukaryota, Metazoa, Chordata, Actinopteri, Siluriformes, Bagridae. The record is from RefSeq and is a predicted model, not a curated record. The coding region runs from base 129 to 596 and encodes 155 amino acids. Gene Ontology annotation, cellular component: mitochondrion.